Coturnix japonica (Japanese quail) is the source of this 4614-nucleotide messenger RNA. It is a transcript of the gene TNN, whose product is annotated as tenascin N. Gene Ontology annotation, molecular function: protein binding. The record is from RefSeq and is a predicted model, not a curated record. NCBI's taxonomy places the organism in Eukaryota, Metazoa, Chordata, Aves, Galliformes, Phasianidae. Gene Ontology annotation, biological process: regulation of cell adhesion. Gene Ontology annotation, cellular component: perisynaptic extracellular matrix.
GCCUGCGCAGCACCUCCCUGUGGGGCGGAGCUCGGUGCUGCCCCUCGGCUGGGUUUAAAGGGCGAUCAGUUGUUUGGUGUAUAUCUAUUAAAGGGUUAUCAGUUGUUCUGUGUGUAUUUAUGUCUCCCUUUAGUGUCUGUGUGCUUCUUAGGUGGCCCAGAUGGAUUAGGUGUGUGUGUCAGUGGGAUUUGGGAAGGAUCUGCCAAAGAAAGAUGAGGUGUAUCAAGCUUUGAAUCAUUGGAUCCCAUUUGAAUCCCUAUGUAGGGUUGGAGCUGCUCACUAUGUAGGGUCAGUGUUUGGGUUUGGAACAGAACAGAGCCCUUAUGUGAGUGGGAUUGGGGAGAGUCUGUGAAGGAAACUGAGUUGUGGCCCGUUUCUGGUGGGGUUCCUAUUUAAGUUCUGUGUCAAAGCUGGUUACUGUCUAUGGUGUUAGAGUUUAGAAGUGUAGUUCAAGGCUUCCUUGAGAGUUCAUAGUGUUUUGUCUUUUAAAGGUUUUGCAUUUGGUGCUGACUAUACAAAAAUGAUCACAUAUUUUAUUCUUGUAGAAGUGCUUGUGAAUAUUGGGUCUCUACAGCCAUGCCAAGAUGUUUUCUGCCACAUGUACAUGUCUGGAAAGGCUUUUUGGCUUUCCAUUAUGGGGUGGAGCAUAUAAUGAACAGGACAGGCUCUUUUCCUGCUGGUAGGAUAGACUUGAGUAGGGGAAGCACUCACAGACCUUAUUGGUUUCUUCCAUCUGAUGCACGAGGACUUACGUUCACUACAGGGGCUGGUGGAGUGGUCUGGGAAGAGAAGAGAGCUUUCAGCUUGCUCAGAUCGGCUCUGCAAGUGGCAGAUAUAUCAGAAGAGCAUCUGAAAGUACUUGAAUGCUUUGCUGUUUAGGGGUCAGUGCUUCCUCUGACAACCUACUGGAUGGAUUUCCAGAGCCGGUUUGCCUUCCCCAUUGGGAUAUUGCUAUGCUGUACUCUUCAGACAUCGGCUGUUCAACUCCCUGCAUCCAAAAACUGCACCAGCAGUGGUCAAAGAAUAUCCUUCAGCCACUCCUACAAGAUUGACCUGCCUACAACCUCCCAGAUCAAGGUGGAGGCGGAUCCACUGCAGCACGAAGGCUACAGUGGGGUACAGCUAGAUCCUAGUGAAGCUGAGGAAAAUGAAGAGCAGGAUAUCGUCUUUAGGCACAACAUCCAUGUGCAUGCACCCAAAGAGAGCUGUGAAACUCUGGCCCAUGUUAAAGAUCUCCUUGAGAGGAUGGAGAUGCUAGAGAAAGAAGUUGCAAAGCUGAGAGAAGCCUGCAGCCCUCAGAAGUGCUGUGGGGGAAGCCAGGGUGUCACGCAUUGCAGUGGUCAUGGGACGUUCCUCUAUGAGACCUGCAGCUGUAAGUGUGCAGAGGGCUGGGAGGGCACUGACUGCUCCCUCCCCACCUGCCCCAACCUCUGCAGUGGCCACGGGCGCUGUGAUGGCGGGAGGUGUAUCUGUGAUGAGCCUUAUUUCAGUGAGGACUGCAGCCAGCAGCUCUGUCCUGAGAACUGCAGCGGCAAUGGGAUCUGUGACACAGCUAAAGGGGUCUGCCUGUGCUAUGAAGAAUUCAUCGGAGAGGACUGCAGUGAGAAACGAUGUCCCGGGGACUGCAGUGGCAAUGGGUUCUGUGACACAGGAGAGUGCUACUGCCACGAGGGGUUCUUUGGCCUUGACUGCUCCCAAGUGCUCGCUCCUCAGAACUUGCAGCUGCUGAAUGUUACAGAGGAUUCCAUGGCUGUCAGCUGGGAUCGUAUGAUUGAUGUGGAUAAUUACCUCAUCAGCUAUUACCCAGUAGGGCACGAGACACUGGAGAAACAAGUCCAUGUGCCCAAAGAGCAUCUCAGCUAUGAGGUUAUAGGCCUCCAUCCUAGCACCACAUACAAUGUCACACUUCGUCACGUGAAGAAGGGGAUAACCAGUGAGCCCGUGCAUCUGGAAGCAAGUACAGUCCUAUCAGCACUCAAUACCAUCUGGGUGACAGAGGAGAUGGAAUAUUCCCUGGAAGUAGAGUGGGAAAACCCACCAACAGAUGUGGAUUUUUACAAGCUGAAAUUCACAUCCCUGAUGGACACAGAUGAGAAGCAGGUUGUGGUGCCCAAAAGCAGCGACCCCAAGAGCAGACACAUCAUGACUGGCCUGAAACCUGGCAUGGAGUAUGAGGUUACUGUCAUACCUGUGAAAGACGAUACAGAGGGCAAACCAUCCUCAGUGAGUGGCAGGACAGGAAUUGAUAGCCCAACCAACGUGGUGACAGGUCGAGUAACAGAGGACACAGCCACUGUCUCGUGGAAUAAAGUUCAGGCUCCCAUAGACAGAUACAUGGUGAGAUACACCUCAGCUGAUGGAGGCACCAAGGAAACAGAGGUAGGCAGUGAAAGCAGCACUGUCACCUUAUGGAAUCUGAAGCCAGGCAUGGAAUACACCAUCCACAUCUGGGCAGAGAAGGGACCCCACAGGAGCAAGAAAGCCAGCACCAGAGCUCUGACAGAGAUUGACAGCCCAACUAUGCUGUUGACCGACCAAGUGACAGAGAAUGCAAUCACAGUUUCCUGGAAGAAAGUCCAGGCUUUAAUAGACAGAUACAGAGUGAAUUACACCUCAGCUGAUGGGGAUACAGAGGAGAGAGAAGUGGAGAAAGACAAGGAUAGCACCACCUUGGCAGGACUGAAGCCAGGCAUGGAGUAUGUUAUUCACAUCUGGGCAGAAAAGGGAGAACAACAGAGUAAGAGGGCCAGCACUGAGGCUGUGACAGAAAUUGACAGCCCCACUCACCUGGUGACUAAUCAAGUGACGGAGGACACUGUCACCAUCUCCUGGGACAGGGUUCUGGCUCUUAUAGAUAAGUAUGUGGUGAAUUACACCUCUGCCCAUGGUGAUACUGAGGAGAUCGAAGUGGGGAAGAACAACACUGCUACAACUCUGGUAGGACUGAAACCUGGCACUGAAUAUGUCAUCUACCUCUGGGCAGAGAAAGGAGUGAGGCAGAGCAAGAGGACCAGCACUGAGGCAGUGACAGAAUUGGAUAGCCCAAAGAAUCUGGUAACUGACCAAGUGACAGAAGACUCAGCCACAAUCUCCUGGGAUAGUGUCCGAGCUCCCAUAGAUAAGUACAUUGUGAGCUACACCUCUGCUGAUGGGGACACCAAGGAAAUAGAAGUGGGGAAGGCCAAGAGCACUACAACUCUGUUGGGGCUGAAAGCAGGCAUGAAGUACACCAUCCAUCUCUGGGCAGAGCUGGGGAGCAUACAGAGCAAGAAGGCAAGCACUGAUGCGCUCACAGAGAUUGAUCCUCCCAAGAAUCUCCGUGUAUCAGAUGUGACUCACUCUACUGGUGUAGUUACUUGGGCUCCUCCUGAAGCACAGACUGAUGGCUACACUCUGACUUACCAGGAUCAAAAUGGCACCAGUAAGGAAGUGCAGCUGGGUCCUACAGAACAACAGUUUGUGCUGGAAGGACUGGAACAAGGAACAAAGUACACUGUGUUUGUGAUGGCCUAUAAGGGGGUUCACCAGAGCAGAAAGACAGUCGGUACCUUCUCAACAGUUAGCUUCCUCUACCCAUACCCUGCAGACUGCGCCCAGAUGCAGCAGAAUGGAAACACUUCCAGUGGCAUGUACACCAUUUAUCUCAAUGGCGAUGGCAGCAGGCCCAUGCAGGUGUACUGUGACAUGACCACCGAUGGAGGCGGGUGGAUAGUGUUUCAGAGGCGGAGCACUGGUGAACUGGAUUUCUACAAACGCUGGAAGAAUUAUGUGGAAGGCUUUGGAGAUCCCACUGGGGAAUUUUGGCUCGGUCUUGACCAGCUGCACAAUCUCACAAGCAGCAGCCCCAUCCACUAUGAGCUGCGGGUUGAUCUGCGGACAGCCAACGAGUCUGCCUAUGCUGUCUAUGACUUCUUCCAGGUCGCCUCGAGCAAAGAAAGAUACAGGUUGUCCGUGGGGAAUUACAGAGGCAAUGCUGGAGAUGCAAUGACUUACCACAAUGGCUGGAAGUUCACAACGUGGGACAGAGACAACGAUGUGGCUCUCAGCAACUGUGCUCUGACACACCAUGGUGCGUGGUGGUACAAGAAUUGCCACUUGGCCAACCUCAAUGGGAAAUACGGGGAGAGUAAGCACAGCGAGGGGGUGAACUGGGAGCCAUGGAAGGGCCAUGAGUUCUCCAUCCCUUUUACUGAGAUGAAGAUUCGUCCUCAGUCUUCUAGUAAUGAGUCAGUCCUUGCAAGGAAGAAGAGAACUCUACCAGGAAAAAUGAGGAAGAUCAGGUUUUAAAUUGCCCUCUGUGCAGGACAGCACACAAAGGUUAUGAUUUGGUAUUUCUUAACAAAAUUAGCUUUGGACAACUUUCUCCAAUACUUUGGAGGCAACUGCUGGCCAACUUGGACCCAGAGGUCUCUGAAUCUGCAGCUCAGCUAGUUCCAUUCCUUUGGAAUACACUGGAUGGGUGCUGUGUCAGAGACUGGGAGGGGACUUGUGGGCAGCAUGUCACUUGUAGCUUUCCUGGUUAAACAUGACAAGGACCUGCUUGAUCCAAUGUAUGCAACGUUUAUGAAUUGUUCAUAAAACAAGCUUUAACACGUUAUUGUUUCUCAAAACCCA